AUGAUAAGGAGUAGCUUGAUAUUCCGCUACUCUGGAGCACCCAACUCUGGCAGUCGGCGUGGUGUGAGCUUUGCAUUAGGCAGUCGAUGGUACUCUUCUGGGAAAGGUGACAAAGUCAAUCCAAAGGACAAGAACCAGGGUGAUGACGAGAGCGACAAGAGUUCAAGUGAUGGUAGCGAGGCCUUGGCUGCCCCGAAAAAUUCUCCACACCCACUGGUUUCUGAUUUCUCAGCACCUCGCCCAACCUCUGGUCUGGCUCCAAUGCCCGACGGUAUACAGCUUUCCAAGCCUAAGAGAAAGUACGUUCCAAGACCAGAGUACGAAAGAGUCACAUUUGAGUACCCCAGACCAGAGCACCCGGCUGAAACCCUGAGAGAAACCAUACGGCAGAAGUACACCAAAACUUCAUGGCACAGAGUGAUGCCGUCAGUCCUAACGGCUGUGGUAUUUGGUUGGAUAUUUUACACAGGUUAUUCGGUGCUUCCACACGACGAUCCACACACAGAAUUGUUGAACAAGGAUACGUUUCUGAGAUACUAUGUUACUUACAAACAAAAGGUGGAUGACGACCAUUACUUGAUCGAAUUGUCUAGAGAGCUGAGAAGUUCUGUCGUUUCCAAGGUCGGGUUCCGGUCGUCUAUGUGGGAUGGUAAAAACCUUUGGAGUGUCGAGAUCGCGAAGCCUGAUAUUAAUGUCACAAGGAACUACACUCCGCUUCCUCUUUAUGUUGCGGGUGUUGACCCAGACUCUGGGGAGCCUCAUAUGAGAAUGGCCCGUAACGAGUUGGAAGAUGGAAAAUUCAUACUUUACGUGAAGAAGUACGGUGACGGGGAAGUAUCCAAGUGGCUGACGGGUUUAAAUCUUCUCGCCGAAGUCCAGGUCAGAGGGCCUAUUAUUGAGCAUGAAUUUGGUUUCCAUCCACUCGACAAAUUUGACGAGAGACCUCAAAUGAGUUACAUUCCUAGUGAGACUCCACCUGAUCCUGAAUACCCUACCCAUGUUCCCAAACCAGAUAAAUACGUAUACUACGGUGCCGGAACUGGAAUUGCCCCGAUUCUUCAAGCUCUUUAUUCCAGGAAUCCCCCAAAAGGUUUCGUGGAAGUGUACUAUUCAUUGCGGAAAGAAUCUGAGGUACCAGCUCAGAUACGGAGAUUCAACUACUUCUUGGAGAAGCUGGGACGUGCUAAGUUUCACUACAUCUACAGCUCUGAGGGAAAAAUGCUCAUGCCAGAUGAUGUUCCCAAACCGACUCUGUCUACUUUCAACGGAUACAGAGAUCUUACGGUGGCUAGGGAGAUCCUGAAACAGAAGCUGUUAAAGGAGAAGCUGAAGGAAGUGCAGAGCGAGAAGGAAGCAGGUGGUGUCAAAAUGACCACAGCAGAGAAACACGAUAUAGAGCUUCAGAUCAACACAGACGUGACGAAUACGGCCGACACUGAAGUGAUCAAAGCUACACUCCCUCCAAGGGUGACAACUGAGGAACCAUUGGGUCAGGAAUCCAUUGAACAGAAGGGCUCCAGGUUCGGGCUCUCCAAUAUCACCGCGUCCAUCUCCUCAUUGCUACAUAUCGCACCAAAACUGGAUCCGAAUGAGCUGCCUGAGAACGCAUUGCAACAAUAUCAUAUUGAGAAGAGAGAGCUCGAGCGUCGUAGACCUGCGUGGGCACUCGUGUGUGGUCCUGCUGGUUACGUGAACUAUGUUAGUGGAGAACCACAUAUCAACCCUGAAGUCAUGGAAGAUGAUGCGGAAAUCGGUGGCCUGUUGAAAGACAAAGGAUGGGAUAAGAAACACGUGAAAAGAUUGGUGUAA
Kuraishia capsulata CBS 1993 is the source of this 1809-nucleotide messenger RNA. RefSeq lists its product as uncharacterized. Lineage: Eukaryota; Fungi; Ascomycota; Pichiomycetes; Pichiales; Pichiaceae. Bases 1 to 1809 code for a protein of 602 amino acids. The record is from RefSeq and is a predicted model, not a curated record. Gene Ontology annotation, molecular function: oxidoreductase activity. The transcript has a single exon.